CACAGAGUACCCCUGAACAAAUGGCAGCUGGCAAGAGCCAUGGAGGAAUUGGUGGCAACUACAAGAUCACACUCUUUGAGUUGGAGAACUUCCAGGGUAAGAAGUGUGAGCUCACUGGGGAGUGCCAGAACUUGUCAGAGAAAGGACUUGAGAAAGUUGGAUCCAUCCAGGUGGAAUCUGGACCAUGGCUCAGUUUUGAACGUCAAGCAUUUGGCGGGGAACAGUUUGUCUUGGAGAAGGGCGACUAUCCACGAUGGGACACCUGGUCUAACAGCCACAGAAGUGACUAUGUGAUGUCCAUCCGUCCCUUGAACAUUGACAGUGCUGACCACAAAAUCCACCUUUUUGAGAAUGCAGGCUACAAUGGAAGGAAAAUGGAGAUUGUGGAUGAUGAUGUACCCAGUCUGUGGGCUCAUGGC
Staurois parvus is the source of this 419-nucleotide messenger RNA. Lineage: Eukaryota; Metazoa; Chordata; Amphibia; Anura; Ranidae. The record is from the annotation of a GenBank genome assembly.